This is a messenger RNA of Neopsephotus bourkii (Bourke's parrot), 5355 nucleotides long. It is a transcript of the gene KDM1B, whose product is annotated as lysine demethylase 1B. Gene Ontology annotation, molecular function: zinc ion binding; protein binding; oxidoreductase activity. The transcript has 22 exons. The record is from RefSeq and is a predicted model, not a curated record. The coding region runs from base 163 to 2625 and encodes 820 amino acids. NCBI's taxonomy places the organism in Eukaryota, Metazoa, Chordata, Aves, Psittaciformes, Psittacidae.
GGAAGCGGCGGCAGGAGGAGGCGGGCUGAGGGUGCUCGGCACCGGGAGAAGGAGGAGGAUGGCGGCGGGGAUGGCAGCGGCGCGCUAGCAGGAGGCGGCGCGGACACGUUUGAAUGUGGUCUCCGGUCCCUGAAUGACCCGGCCCCGAGAUCUAAUAAUACAAUGUCAACUGGAAGGGUAAGAGCCAAAAAAAAGGCAUGUUCUGCCGACCAGUCUCCAGACAGCCUUCCUGUGAGGAGUUCUGGAAGACAGGUGAAGAAGAAAGCAGCUGAAGCAGCAGAUGAUGAUGAUGAUGCAUCAGAGAAGAAAUACAGAAAGUGUGAAAAAGCUGGAUGCACCGCAACAUGUCCUGUUUGCUUUGCAAGUGCAGCUGAAAGAUGUGCUAAAAAUGGGUAUACAUCUAGAUGGUAUCAUCUUUCCUGUGGGGAACACUUCUGCAAUGAAUGUUUUGACCACUAUUACCGAAGCCAUAAAGAUGGUUAUGAGAAAUACACUGCCUGGAAAAGGAUUUGGACAAGUAAUGGUAAAAGUGAGCCCAGUCCAAAAGCCUUCAUGGCUGAUCAGCAGCUUCCAUACUGGGUGCAGUGCACAAAGUCAGACUGUGGUAAAUGGCGUCAGCUGACAAAGGAAAUCCAGCUGACACCAGAAAUAGCAAAAACCUACAGAUGUGGUAUGAAACUGAACAAUUCCACCAAGGGCGAGGGCUCAGACCAGUGUUCCAUGCCUGAGGACUUGAGAGUGGCUGAAGUUUCAGACCAUUGGUGGUACUCCAUGCUCAUACUCCCUCCCUUGCUGAAAGACAGUGUGGCAGCUCCCUUUCUAGCUGCAUAUUAUCCCGACUGCGUGGGCAUGAGUCCAUCCUGUACCAGCACCAAUCGGUUACCUGGUGAAUCCAACCUUGUGAAGUUAGAGCACUUAAAGAGCGUGCCUAAUUUGACUGUUGCAGGCUUGAACAAGUAUUUCCAGCCUUUUUACCAGCCCAAUGAAUGUGGGAAAGCACUUUGUGUGAGGCCAGAUGUUAUGGAACUGGAUGAGCUCUAUGAGUUCCCAGAAUAUUCACGAGACCCUACCAUGUACUUGGCUUUGAGAAACCUGAUUUUGGCUCUGUGGUAUACAAACUGUAAGGAGGCUCUUACCCCUCAAAAAUGUAUCCAUCACAUCAUCGUUCGGGGGCUUGUGCGUAUUCGCUGUGUCCAUGAAAUGGAGAGGAUACUUUAUUUUAUGACAAGGAAAGGGCUAAUUAAUACAGGGAUUUUAUCAGUCAGUCCCGACCAGUAUCUUCUUCCUAAAGAAUACCACAACAAAUCUGUCAUUAUUGUUGGGGCUGGUGCAGCAGGAUUAGCAGCAGCCCGACAGCUGCACAACUUUGGAAUUAAGGUCAUCAUCCUGGAAGCUAAAGACAGAAUUGGUGGCCGAGUAUGGGAUGACAAGACAUUCAAAGGAGUCACUGUUGGAAGAGGUGCACAAAUCGUCAAUGGAUGUGUCAACAACCCAAUGGCACUAAUGUGUGAGCAACUUGGCAUUAAAAUGCACAAACUAGGGGAGAAAUGUGACUUGAUCCAAGAAGGCGGAAGAAUAACAGAUCCCACCAUUGAUAAACGUAUGGAUUUUCAUUUCAAUGCCAUCCUAGAUGUUGUCUCUGAGUGGAGAAAAGAUAAAACUCAACAUCAAGAUGUUCCUCUUGGUGAAAAAAUACAAGAGAUCUAUAAAGCCUUUAUUCAGGAGUCUGGUAUCCAGUUCAGUGAGCUUGAAGAAAAAGUAUUACAGUUCCAUCUCAGUAAUUUGGAGUAUGCCUGUGGCAGCAACCUCUCUCAGGUAUCUGCACGCUCAUGGGACCACAAUGAAUUUUUUGCACAGUUUGCAGGAGAUCACACUCUUUUAACUGUGGGAUAUUCUACUGUGAUUGAUAAAUUGGCAGAGGGGCUGGACAUCCGGCUGAAUUUCCCAGUACAGACUAUUGACUAUUCUGGUGAGGAAAUACAGGUCACUACUGCAGAUGGAACAGUGUGGACAACACAAAAGGUAUUAGUGACUGUACCACUGGCUCUUCUUCAGAAAAAUGUCAUUCAGUUUAAUCCUCCACUGUCAGAAAAAAAAAUUAAAGCCAUUAAUAGUUUAGGAGCAGGAGUCAUUGAGAAGGUUGCCUUGCAGUUUCCCUACAGAUUCUGGGACAGUAAAAUUCAAGGAGCUGAUUUUUUUGGUCAUGUUCCACCCAAUUCCAGCCAGCGUGGGCUCUUCAGCGUUUUCUAUGACAUGGAUCCAGAGGGCAAAGAAAGCAUUUUAAUGUCAGUGGUCACUGGAGAUGCUGUGGAAAACAUUAAAAAUUUGGAUGAUAAACAAGUACUACAACAGUGUAUGACUGUACUUCGAGAGCUGUUUAAGGAGCAGGAGGUUCCUGACCCGGUGAAGUUUUUUGUUACUCAGUGGAGCAAAGACCCUUGGCUCCAGAUGGCAUAUAGCUUUGUGAAAACAGGGGGCAGCGGUGAAGCUUAUGACAUUAUAGCUGAAGACAUACAAGGAAAAAUAUUUUUUGCUGGUGAGGCCACAAAUAGGCACUUUCCUCAGACCGUCACAGGAGCUUACCUGAGUGGAGUUCGAGAAGCGAGCAAAAUAGCAGCAUUUUAAGUACUGAAAUUUUGUGUUUAUAGAUAUAUUUUUAAUUGUUUUCUGUGGGUAGAACUAUCUUCAAGUUUCCUAUUGCUGCCUUUUCCCUAAGUGGUACUUAAAUAGUGUUUGGUACCUGAAGAUAAAAUCUUCAUCUUCCUUUACUCUUCUUUCUCCCUAGCCCUCUCACUUCCCCUCCUUCUAAGCCCUGAUAUUAAUAGGGAUUCUAAGGUAUUACUGGCAAGAGUGACACUGGAAUCCCUAGCCACGACUUAACUAAUGGAACUUUCAUUAAGCAUCCUCUUCUGUACAGCUUGAAUCAUGCUAUUAUGAACCUUCAUUUCAGAAGGUCAGAUUAAAACCAAGUUAAUAUACAACAUUAAAAAUGCUAGCAGUUAGUAGUCACAGGGAUUUUCUGCUAACUGUGCUUCUCAGGUUGAUUAUGCUCACAGGAGUUCCAAUUUCCUUCCCAAAGCCUGAAGAACCUAGACAAAUUCUAGAAUUAUUGUAGGAAGGAACUUUUUCCACUUGGAAUCAAUAACCUUUUCUAUAAUAUUUUUCAUAUUCUUAGCCUCCACAAAGUGGGCUUUGGAGUAUCAAGUUUGUUCCUUUAAAUCAGAUGGCUGGAACAGUUUACAGUGCAAUCAUAAAAAGGUUAUUGUACCUAAUAGAACUUGAAAAAUUAACAUUUACAUUACUUUAAAGAAAUGUAAAAUAUUCUUUCUGCUACAUAUUCAGAUAAAUUCUUAUUACAAUAAUACGCUAAGUGCAGAUUUGCUUAGUGCUUCUGAUCAUAUAGGAAUACGACAGCUUAAAAACACUCUUACCUCUAAGAGUAUUUUGAAAACAAACUUCCAAAUGAAAUUUGGGCUGAAUAGAAAAACUAUCUACUGAUAUGACUGCACGGUUGGGGAUGAAGGACUCUAAGUUCCUAAAGGCUCAUUCAGCUUUUAUAUUUAAAAAAUAAGUGAAGAUGAAUGAGGAAAAACAUUAAGACUUUUAUGAAGGGCUGAAACAAGGUGGCUUGCACUUUGACUUGAAGUUUUUUUUUCUUCUUCUUUUUACUUUUAUAAUUAAAGUAUUGUUAAAAAUGUCUUGAGGGUGUAAUUCAGUAAGGCCUAAGCAUCUAUCUAAUAGCUUUUCAAUGGGAGAGGGAAGGAAAUGAAGUGUUUUUCAAUAGAAAUAAGACAGACAUAAUGAGGAUCUCUGUUGUAAUACUGUUCCACUAAAACAGCAUUAAUGAAAAGAAAAAUGUAACCCAACUUUUAGAUCUCUUCCCCCACACCUUCCCUCUAACUACUGCACAAAUCUCCUGACUUCUGAAAGGAAAGUAAGCACUUGUUCUCUUCCCCCUCAUCUGUUCUCAUGCAUAGGUUCUUUUUGUUUAAUCUCUUCAUUUAAGAGUUAACAGCAAGCUUUUGAGUUACAGUGCUUAUUUUCAUAAAGCUGUAUCCUUGGGAAAAAAAAAAACCAAACCCAACAAUCAAUCUUAAGAAAAAUCCUACUGAAUAAAUGCAAUUCUUCUUUUUAUUUACCUAAUAUUUUGUUGUUAGAAUAGCUAUGAUAUUGUUAAAUACCUUUAAUUAAUCUCUAAUUUACAAGAUGAAGAUGUUUAUAUAACUAAUGUUUUUCAGAUAUAUAUUUUGUUCUGCUUCUUAAAGCUGAAUUAUAUGAAUUAAUAGAAAAAGUGUACCUGUUCAUAAUUUUCCUCUAUAUGAAUGCUAGUAUGUACAGUUUAAAAGUAUUUCCAAGUAUUGACUUGUAAUUUAAAGGUUAUAAGAAGCAAGACAAAAUCCUCUGAUAAGAAAAGGUAAUCGGGCAUCAGAUUUUGCUUUGGGUAAUCAUUUGCACUUUGUUAAUUUCAUAACUUAGAAGCCAAUUCACAGCCUAAGUAGGAGAGAUAAAGAGCUGCAUAGUUUGACUUCCACGUUUCUUUUCUAGUUUAUUGUAUAUGACAAAAUUAUCGGGAGAGGAGCUUCUGAAGUAGGAAAAAACCCCCUAAUUUCUACAAGCCCAAAUAGCUGCUUCAGCUGAUCAAAACUUCAGUCACCUUAGUAACAGCAUAUAAAUAACAUCGCAUUUUAGACAGGAAAUGCCUGGAAAGUUGAGCUCAGCAUCCCUUUCUGCAGUCCAAAGUUUAUGUGGACAUGCUUCAUUUUAGGCAUAUGCUUCCAUACUGUUAAUUUGUACUUGGAGUUUCAAAUCUAUAACUUUGCAGAUAGAUAAAUGCUAUAUUCUAGAGAAUAAAGAUGGACAUGAACAAAAUAUGGUCACAUUUGGCUUCAGCUGCUACACACUUCUUUUAGCAUUAAAAAAAAGGCUAACUAAUAAUGAAUUAAUGAUGAAUUUACAAACGGCCUCGUAUAUUAAUUAUUUGUAUAUUAUUUCGGUGCCAAGGCACCUAAACUAUAUUGUGCUGCACUUCAGUUUGAAGAGUAAAUAAAAUAAGUAUGUUCCAUUGUAAUUUACAUUUGUUUGAAAUGUAUAAGAACAUCAGGCUGGUUCUGAGAAUUCGUUCCUUAAUUAAUGUUCCCCCCAAAUUUUUUUGAUACCUAUGUUAAAAUUUAUUUCAAGCAUGUGUAUGUUUUGCGUUUAAUUUAUUCCCUGCAAAUAAAGGACUGGGGAAUGUUUUCUUUGAGAAGAUUUGUUACAUGUUUGAAUGCAGAGCAUGAUCUGUUACACUUCAGCUCUUCUGUGUGAACUAUGUUAUGGCAGCAGAAUAAAACUGGAAAGUAUCCAAAGGAUGCUCAU